AUGGGUCAUUAUAUUCCAAAACAAGAUCAUAACGGUAUCGAUAUACCAUACAGACUUCAAAAGGCUGCCUAUUGGAGAGAAAACUCUCAAGUAUUCUUUAAGUUUACUCCAAAGGUUACUUGCUCUAUCAUCUUGUUUGGUGUUGUCAUCCCAAGCUUUUGGUUCUUUACUUCAAGAGCUCAAGGUAAAGAAGGAGGAUUAUUAAUCAUUCAUUCAUUCAUUCAUUUUAUUUAUUUAUUCGAUACUUGUAGAAAUACAAAGACCCAAUUGACAGAAAGGAAAGAUUAA
This is a messenger RNA of Cavenderia fasciculata, 288 nucleotides long. RefSeq lists its product as uncharacterized. The transcript is spliced from 2 exons. The record is from RefSeq and is a predicted model, not a curated record. Lineage: Eukaryota; Evosea; Eumycetozoa; Acytosteliales; Cavenderiaceae. The coding region runs from base 1 to 288 and encodes 95 amino acids.